Molecule: messenger RNA, 1715 nt
Organism: Ciona intestinalis (vase tunicate)
Lineage: Eukaryota; Metazoa; Chordata; Ascidiacea; Phlebobranchia; Cionidae
Source: RefSeq, a predicted model, not a curated record
CUAGGAUAUUUUUUGCAGAAUGUAUAUAGGUCUCUAAGCUUUAUUUUAGUUAGUUUUCAGAACCAAUCAAUCUUAUAUGUCCUAUGGCUGGAACUACAUUCAAAAAUAUCUUUUCUGUGCUAAUGGUGGCCAGUUUUGCACUACUGUACAUCCGACAAACAACCGUUAACGUUUGGUUCGAAAAACAACGUCUUUAUGUCGUGGGCAAAUUUCACGUGUUCCCAUAUGCGUCAGAAAACGAAACGGCCGUUAACAGUAAUUUAUCAGGACAACCGCCAGCAGAAAACAGCAAAGGCGGGCUCAUAUGGAGAGGGGCGACUGGUUUAUUGUACAGUUCGUUGUCGAAAGCACUGCAAUUACAGGAACUUCUUAGUCAAGAUCUGACAAAAAUAAAACAAAAUCCUGAAAAACUGGGAGAUCUUCUUUCAACGCUAAAGCGACAUUUAAAUCCGUUGGAAAACUCACUUGUGAACGAUUUGAUAACGAUGCAAAAGAACAUAGACACAAACAACAACGAAAUAAAAAAACUGAACAAGUUAGCGCAAGAACUCAUUCGAAAAACUCAGAACCCGCCAGAUUGCAGGACAGCGAAAAAGUUGCACUGUGACUUGCGAAGAACGUGCGGAUUCGGCUGCCUUUUCCACCAUUAUGGAAUCUGUCUGUUUGUAGCUAUCGGUACCAAUAGGGUUAUGCAAGUUAAAUGGGGGAAUAUAAGAGCGUACCCAGGAAUUCCAAAGACUUUUCGAAAUAUAAGCGAUACUUGUAUAAAUGCGACUGGUUUUGAACAAGCAAUAGAAUGGAAAAGCAAAGGCGAGAAAAACUCGACUUCAGAAGACGCUGAAAUUGUCAAAUUAAUUAUCCAGAAACCUAGAGACAGACACACACCGUUUUCGCCAUGGACUGUACCCGCCAACUUUUUGCCACGCAUUGAAGCAGUACAUUCUAACCCCAUGUUAUGGUGGAUAGGACAAGUUCAAAGCUACCUUAUGCGUCCUCAAGAAUGGCUGCUAAACGACUUAGAAACUUGCAAAAAGGAAAUCGGCUUUGAUCAUCCAAUAGUUGGCGUUCAUAUAAGACGUACGGAUAAGAUUAGUGAAGCUGCCUACGUCGAUUUAUCAAGAUACAUGGUGCAUGCGAAGAACUGGUUUGACCGUUACGCCGAAAAAAAUCCGAACAAAAGUUUCAAAAAACGAAUUUAUCUCGCUACAGAUGAAGUAAAUGUGACCCUAGAAGCGAACGAAAGAUAUCCUGAAUACCAAUUCAUCAGCGGUUUGCCGAACGCGUCGUUUCACGCAGCGAAAAGAAGGGAGGAAGAAACAGUAAAGUACCUUCUACACGAUGUUUAUCUGCUCAGAGACUGCGACUAUUUUGUUGGGACAUUUUCGUCGAACAUUGGUCAAAUGGUGUACGAAUUGCGACAAGCGUUAGACCGAGACACUACAUUCGAAGCUGUCAGUUUGGACAAUACGUACUUAUACAUCGGGCAGAGUACAAGAUACCAAAAAGCUAUUAUGAAUCACAUCGGAAUUUGCCAAAAGUUUGUCGACCGCAAAGAAUGCGAAAUUGAUCUUAGAGUAGGGGACAGAAUAAAAGUCAACCCGAAAGUGAAUAAAGGUUACAUGUAUGGCGGGCGGAAUAUGAGAACCGGACGGGCUGGUUUGUACCCCGCUUAUAAAGUGAGGGACAUUGUAACUCCAGCGCGCUAUCCAUUUUAA